Molecule: messenger RNA, 2609 nt
Organism: Hypomesus transpacificus
Lineage: Eukaryota; Metazoa; Chordata; Actinopteri; Osmeriformes; Osmeridae
Product: zinc finger protein 200-like
Exons: 2
Coding region: 94-1236 (380 amino acids)
Source: RefSeq, a predicted model, not a curated record
UACGUAGUCGUGAUCCUUGCAAACGUCGACGAUUCUUUCGGAAUCAGAUAACUAAACCAGGGCUGUAUUUUAGCUAUAUUUGUUAUCGUCAAAAUGAAGAAAGAACAAUUUCGACAAUUUCUGGCUGAGCGACUGACUGUGGCAGCUCUGGAAAUAUUUUCAGCGGUAGAGAAAACGUGGGACGGGUACCAAGAAGAAAUAUGCCGUUUUAAAGAGGAGAAUAGUCGACUGCAACGGCUCCUGGACAAUGUUAAUCUGAUUCCCAAAAACAUCACCCAGCACUGUGUCUCAGAACCCCCAAAUAUUAAAGUGGAACCAGAGCUGUGGACCAUUCCCGACACAGAGCAGGAUUCAGACUUUACUGACUCUCCGCUUCCUUUUCCCCAUCUAUCAAAAGACUGUGAUCAACAGGACUCAUCUCUGGUCUCUAUUGUCUACCAGCCUCGAACUGUGCAGAACAGAAUAGGGCCAGACCCAUUCCUUCCUGUACCAACUGCCUCGACUGACCUGGUCAAAGCAGAGGCUUAUGGAGAACCAGCUUGUGAAUCUCAGCCCUUCUCUACUGUUACCCCGGAAUAUUCUACACCUCAGAGUGUGGAGAAGGAGAGUUUAAGACUGCCAUCUGAACUACAUACCAGAAUAUCAGAGAAAGCACAGAUCUCAGUUACCCAGGCAGCUUCUGGAAACAUCUACAGCAUGAAUAGGCCAGUUGAAUGUCUGCUGGAAAAGAAGAAAACGGUGAACAUCACAUUUUGCAGUAAACGUUACAACACAGGUUCCAAACUACAAAUAAAUGCUCAAAGUCAUGCUGGGGGACUACACCAUCAAUGCCAAAAAUGUGGCAAAUUGUGUGAAACGAAAUAUAGCCUGAAUGGUCACAUGCGGACACACACCGAUAACUUUAUUCAGCAGUCUGUUCUUAAAAGUCAUUUAAAUUCACACACAGGAGGAAAACCGUAUCAGUGCCAAGAGUGUGGCAAAUCGUUUGGUCGAAAUGGAAGUCUCAAAGAUCAUUUGAGGAUACACACCGGAUUGAAACCAUAUCAGUGCCAAGAAUGUGGCAAGUCCUUUGGCCGAAAAGGUAGUCUUAAGGAUCAUUUGAGAACACAUACUGGACAGAAACCGUAUCAUUGCCAAAAAUGCGGAAAGGCCUUCUGUAGAAAAAUUGACUUAAAUCUGCAUAGUAGGAAGCACGUAAAUGAGGCACCACUUCCAUCUGUUGAAAUUGCCUUAUAGGUAGACCAUGGAUCAGUUGUCAUGGAUGGAAACCAUCACAAGAUUUCGGUGUAAAAACAUGUUAACCUGUCUUCUCCCAUGUCCCUGGUCUCUUAACCCUGCUAUCAAAGCUGAGGAACCGAUUCACCCUUGGGACAAAAAUCAUCCACAUUUUGAUGUGUAGCCUUCUCUGUGUAUUGUAAUUUGCUUUUGUAAAUAUGUAACAUUGAUGGAAAGGGUUUCCAUGGGGUCUUUAAAAGUCUAAAAUUCUGAACUUUAAAUUGAAGGCCUUAAAACAUGUUAAAAACGGACAGAUUUUCAUCUGAGGUGAAAAAUAGCCAAAAGAGGUAAAAAAAGAGGUAAAAACAACUAGGUCGGUGGGGUCGAUGCAUUUAUAUAUCAUUUUUACCUGUAAUCAUAAAGAAGAAGCUGACCCCCUGAUUAUCAUUGUAUAAUUCGCACUCUGUUUCUAACCAAACUCCAAACUAAACUAAAGAGAAUCUUCCUGACAUUAACAAACGUUUGGCGGAGAAGAGAGAGACAAUAUUUAUGAAACUGUGAAGGUGAAGUCCCACAUCUCACAUCACCACAAUGUAACUUUGUUAAAAUAAACAACUUUACAUUUGGAUUUGAACCCAGGCUGUAGCGGUACUGCAGCAUCAUGUCUGAAAGAGCAUGCACACUAACCCAGUGAGUUAACAGGGGAGCCCUGCUUUCUUCUGGUUUUCUGACACCCCAACUCUGCUGGUUGUUACAACUAGAUAGUUCAAUGUCCAUUUUCAUGUUGAACGGAGAUUGUUAUGAUCCCUGCGAGCUCUGUGGUUAAGGAUGUGGGCUAAUGUGUGAGGGGUCUUGUGUUCAAAUCUGGCUGAAGGAUCUCCUUACAUAAAACUGAUAGGUCCAUUUCUUUUGAGACUCUUGGUUGAGCCUUUCCUGUUGGGACAGUUGGGUACCUGGAAAGACAGUUUGGAGAGGGGAUCUGGACAGUAGGGAAGUGCACUGCGGUUACAGGGAUCUGGGCCCAUGGAUGUGUUUGGGACUAAGCUCUGCUGGUUUUGAACCCAGGUGGUUGUGGUGUAGGCCCUUGUUCUCAACCCACUACACCACAGAAUCUACAAGACGGUUUAAUUGCCCCUAUGACACUACUAAAUGCCAAAGGACAACGUACGUUUUGUGAAACGAUGUGAAUCCCUAGAAGACUGAAUCGCGAUUCAUAUGUGAAUCGAUUUUUUCCCCCACCCAUAGUACUUAGUGCUGAAUGAAAUUAAAUGAGGUUACUAAUGUGAUUUAUCUGUAAAUUAAAUGUAUGCUUUUUCAAUGACUGAAUUCAUUGAAUAAGAUUUUUUUCUGGAUUUCUUUGAUUUGAAUAUGUUUUUAUGAUACUGUUUUAAAAA